Messenger RNA from Clunio marinus, 315 nucleotides. The record is from the annotation of a GenBank genome assembly. NCBI's taxonomy places the organism in Eukaryota, Metazoa, Arthropoda, Insecta, Diptera, Chironomidae.
AUGAAGUUAUGGCGCUUGUUGCGUAAUAAAAUGAGAAAUGAUGAAUUGAAAAAUAUUCAUAAUUAUUACGAGCUUCCAGUUGAGUGCGACGUUAUUUUCCUUUCAACUUGGCUGGCGAUAUCUGUUUGGGAAGAUCAUUUGAGAAAAAUAAUUGCUGAUCAAGGCUUCGUGUUCCGUUCACCGUUAAAUAUUUAUGCAUUUUACAAUAUUGAAGAAGAAAAGCCGUCAGCAGCGUUUUUCAUAAAAGAUAAUUUAGUAACUGCAAAAUCCGAGUUUGUUAGGCACAAUGAGAGUGAAAAUGCUUCAAGUAUAUAG